Molecule: messenger RNA, 3180 nt
Organism: Penicillium crustosum
Lineage: Eukaryota; Fungi; Ascomycota; Eurotiomycetes; Eurotiales; Aspergillaceae
Product: putative protein kinase
Exons: 4
Coding region: 1-3165 (1054 amino acids)
Biological process (GO): transcription elongation by RNA polymerase II; protein phosphorylation; positive regulation of transcription elongation by RNA polymerase II
Cellular component (GO): nucleus; cyclin/CDK positive transcription elongation factor complex
Molecular function (GO): ATP binding; cyclin binding; RNA polymerase II CTD heptapeptide repeat kinase activity
Source: RefSeq, a predicted model, not a curated record
AUGGCUGCGUCCCGUACGAGUCCGGUGUUGAGAGACCAGUGGAGCGCCGACCCAGACCGUGAUCCCCGUGACAGGGAGAGACGGAGGGGCCGAGGGUCAGGCCGCGAUCGAGGGAGAAACAGAGGACGUGACCGAGGCCGUCCAUAUCGGCCCAAUAACCGCAAUUUCGAUCGCCCGGGGCGGUCGCCACCACGCGCGUCCCGCUUUGGCCCUGAAUCUUCUCACGACCUAGGCGAUUUCGCUCCGGAUCGAUCUCCUCCUCGAGGUUCCCCUCCCCCUCGAAACUUUCACAACAGCCGUCGACUAGAUUCAGCCCAACCGGGGCCACCAGCCGGUGACUGGAACACCCACAACUCCGGACCUUUCGACAGAGAAGCCCCCGGUCUUCGAAGAGACGAGCUAUCAACCGGACCUCCACAGAAACGACAAAGGACUCGCAGCCCCUCACCGCGUGGUGGUCGUGGCCCUCUCCCUCCCCAGCGUCCAAAUUACUCCGAUAACUGGGAUAUCCGGGAUCGAAGCCCUUCAUUCAAGAAACGAGGAGGCCGUAACCAAGGUCGUGGUGCUCCGAGACGAAGAUCACCACGACGGGGCCGGGACCGUCGUGGAAAAGACCGUCGCCGUCCAGAUAUCCCACGUCCAGGAAGAUCCAGAUCACCGGUUCAUGAACGAGGGUUUCAUCCUUCGCCAGACCGACGGUCUCGUACCCCUGGCGAUGAUAAUUAUAGCGACCACGGAUCUCACUAUCGCUCGAACUCACGGCACUCUGUGCGGUCUGCAACCUCGAGAUACUCAGCAUCGUCUCGCAGGUCAAGGCGUGAUUCGGCUAUGAACACAGCUCGACCAGUCCAGUCUGUUGUGGACAGCACUGCUCGGUCUCCAUCUCCACCGCGCCCGAUUCCCAGUUUUGACUGUGAUAAUUUCGGUUCUUCCGGAGAACACUCCAAUCCCGCGCGGGAUGAGUUUUCAAUGCAUGCCAUGCGCUCUGACCACCAACCUCGCCGUCGGUCCUCCCGACCACAUCUUGAUACCCGACCCUAUGCAAACCCUCAAAACGCAACAUCAACAGGCUCAUACCACGGUUCGCCGCAACCGCCAUCACCUUAUUCUGCAGGACGAGGAGGAUGGUCUGGCCCACCUCCGUAUUCUGGAACCGGCCACGCCUCUCCUUACCGAAACGAUGACUAUUCAUCGCAAAAUGGAAACUACUAUCACAACCAAGGUCAAUUUAACGGCCCUAACAAUCAUCACCCUCAGUCUCCGUACGGUGGGCCUCCUCACCGGGGUGGCCACUCUGGUGGCGGUCAUCGAGGAAACUUUUCAAACCAGGGCCCCGAUCGGCGAUUUUCUGGCUCUGGUCCUCAUUCAUAUCACAAUGCAUCUUCACAACGCGGCGCGAGGGGACAUUUCAACAACCUACAAUGGACCGCAUCGGGACCACGAGGCCGCGGGGGACAACAUAGCCCUCGCCCGGCACACAGCCAUGGUAGGGAUGAAGAGGAGAACAAGACAGAACCCCAACCCCCAGCCGGAAAUGCCCAGUCCAUGCCGCCCCCGGCCCACCAGUCCAAUGAAGCCACGCCCGCAAACAAGGGCGGGAAAUUCAGCUUUGCUUUCAAGUCAAAGGCUGCGCCUUCCCCCGCUCCAAAGCCGGUACCUGACCUUGCCCAGAGGAUGCAGCAGGUCCGCGAGCCGGCUCCUCGUGCACCAGAGCCACCCCAACAACCUCGCAAUCGGUUUACCAAUGGGCCAUUGCCCAAAUUCAAGCCAGAUCCGAGGGGUGAUCGCCGUGAUCGUGGUGGACGAAAUCGGGAUCGAGACCGCAGAGAUUUCCGCGAGCCACGAGAAUUCCGUGAUCCACGGGAUCGCAGAGAUGACCGUCGUUUCGAUCAACGUCGUGAUCGACGACAAGGAGAACGGCCCCCGGAUAGGCCCUUGGACUGGCAAGACCGCCGCCGUGAACCUUCUCCGGAACCUCCGAGAGAGCCAUCACCACCUAAAGAGAAGCGGAUUCUUACUCGGCCUAAACCACGCCCUACGCUUCCUGAGGAGUUCGCUAAUGCCGACUCUGUGUACUUUCGAAAGCCGGGCAAUGAGUCUGUGAUCGGUGCUGGAACAUAUGGAAAAGUGUUCAAGGGAAUCCACGUUUAUACCCAGCGUAAAGUUGCACUCAAGAAGAUCCGAAUGGAAGGCGAGAAGGAUGGCUUCCCUGUGACGGCUGUCCGAGAGAUCAAGCUGCUUCAGCACCUCCGAAACCAUAAUGUCGUCAGCCUCCUGGAGGUCAUGGUCGAAAAGAACGAAUGUUUCAUGGUCUUUGAAUACCUCUCACACGAUCUGACCGGUCUGAUCAAUCAUCCUACUUUCUCUCUCACACUUUCUCACAAGAAGGAUCUGGCGAAGCAAAUGUUCGAGGGUCUCAAUUAUCUUCACCAUCGAGGGGUUCUACAUCGCGACAUCAAAGCAGCCAAUAUAUUGAUCAGCAAUCGUGGAUUGUUGAAGUUUGCCGACUUUGGCCUAGCCCGGUUCUUCUCCAAAAGCCGCCAACUUGACUACACCAACCGAGUCAUCACCAUCUGGUACCGACCUCCGGAACUCCUUUUGGGUGAGACCCGAUAUGGCCCUGCGGUCGACGUAUGGAGCGCUGCCUGCGUUUGCAUGGAGAUGUUCACCAAAAAGGCCGUUUUCCCCGGUGAAGGUGGUGAAUUGAGCCAGAUGGACAAGAUCUACAAUGCUUUGGGUACUCCUACCAAGUCUGAAUGGCCGGACCUCGUGGAGAUGCCCUGGUUCCACCUGAUGCGACCAACGGAACGAAGGAAGCGUGUUUUCGAGGACGUAUACCGUGAUGUGCUCACGUCCAGUGCGAUGGAUCUUAUAUCCUCGAUCUUCCGCUAUGAUCCCUCCCAGCGGCCGAGCGCCGAGGACAUUCUCAAACAUCCAUACUUCGUAUCCGAAGAACCAGCUCCUCGCCCGCCCAUUGAAUUGGAACACGUUGAAGGAGACUGGCACGAGUUUGAAUCCAAGGCGCUUCGCAAGGAAGCUCGACGCGUCGAGUACCAAAACCAAAAGGACCGCGACAAGCGUAAGGCUGACGCAUCGGUUCCCAGCAGCGAUCGGGAUUCCAAACGUACCAAGCAAGAUUCAAGUGAUCGUGCCUCUGCACAGUGAUGACUCUUGGUUGGC